Python bivittatus (Burmese python) is the source of this 5813-nucleotide messenger RNA. Lineage: Eukaryota; Metazoa; Chordata; Lepidosauria; Squamata; Pythonidae. The record is from RefSeq and is a predicted model, not a curated record.
GAGCAACAGUGCUAUUUCUAAAUGCUACUGACUUUGACCGGUCAAGAGAAUAUGGCCAAGAAUCUAUUAUUUACUCUUUGGAAGGAUCUUCUCACUUUCGCAUUAAUGCUCGUUCCGGGGAAAUCACUACCACAUCUCUCCUGGACCGGGAAGCUAAAUCAGAAUAUAUACUCAUUGUGCGAGCAGUGGACGGCGGUGUUGGUCACAAUCAGAAAACUGGCAUUGCAACUGUAAACAUCACUUUGCUGGACAUUAAUGAUAAUUAUCCAGUAUGGAAAGAUGAGCCGUACUUCAUUAACCUAGUGGAGAUGACCCCUCCCAACUCUGAUGUCACAACAGUGGUAGCUUUUGAUCCAGACCUCGCAGAAAAUGGUUCUCUUGUCUACAGCAUCAGACCACCGAAUAAGUUUUACAGCCUUAAUAGCACCACGGGGAAGAUUCGGACAACAGGGGUUGUGUUGGACAGAGAGAAUCCAAACUCCCAGGAAGCUGAGCUCAUGAGGAAGAUUGUGGUCUCCGUCACUGAUCGUGGGAGGCCACCAUUACGGGCCACAAGUAGCGCCACUGUGUUUGUAAGCUUGCUGGACCUUAAUGACAAUGAUCCCACCUUCCAGAAUUUACCUUUUAUCACUGAGAUUCCUGAGGGUCUUCCAGCAGGGUCAUCUGUCUUCCAGGUGGUGGCCAUAGACCUUGACAAAGACUUGAAUGGCCAAGUGACAUACCGCAUGCAGGUGGGCAUGCCCAGAAUGGACUUUGUCAUCAACAGCAAGAGCGGUCUUAUCAACUCCACUACUAUUCUAGACAGGGAAAGAAUUGCUGAAUACUACUUGAGGGUAGUAGCAAGCGAUGCAGGGGAGCCAUCCAAAAGUUCUACUAGCACCCUCACUGUCAGAGUUUUAGAUGUGAAUGACGAAAACCCUACCUUCUUCCCAGCUGUCUACAAUGUGUCCCUUCUGGAAAACAUCCCACGUGACUUCAAAGUGGUCCGUCUGAAUUGUACUGACACUGAUGUGGGUCUGAAUGCUGAGCUCAGUUAUUUCAUCACAGGUGGGAACCAGGAUGGAAAAUUCAGUGUCGGCUUUAGGGAUGGAAUAGUUAGAACAGUUGUCAACCUGGAUAGAGAAACCAUGCCAUCCUACACCCUCAUCCUAGAAGCCAUUGAUAAUGGUCCAACAGGCAAACGGAGGACUGGGACUGCGACUGUACAUAUCACAGUGCUGGAUGUCAAUGACAACCGACCCAUCUUUCUCCAGAGCAGUUAUGAAACUACUGUGCCAGAAGAUAUCCCUGACUACAGCAGCAUUGUACAAGUGAAAGCCACAGAUGCAGAUGAAGGUGUGAAUGGCCGUGUGUGGUACAGGAUUGUCAGAGGAAACAAUUUCAACAAUUUCAGGAUCAAUCCCAGCAGUGGGCUGGUCAUGCGGGGUUUACGACCUCUGGACAGAGAACACAAUUCAUCCCACGUUCUUGAGGUGGAAGCUUACAAUAGUGAACAAGGACCAAUGAGAAGUUCUGUCAGGGUAAUAGUCUAUGUGGAAGAUGUCAAUGAUGAAGUACCAGUAUUUACUCAAAGACAAUAUAAUCGGCUGGGUUUGCGAGAGACAGCUGGAAUCGGGACAUCUGUUGCAGUUGUCCGGGCAACAGAUCGCGAUACAGGAAAUGGAGGUCUGGUGAAUUACAAAAUCAUCUCAGGAUCUGAGGGGAAGUUUGAAAUUGAUGAGAGCACUGGCCUCAUUACCACAAUUGACUAUCUGGAUUAUGAGACAAAAACAAGCUACUUAAUGAAUGUUUCAGCCACAGAUCAAGCACCGCCCCAAAACCAAGGAUUCUGCAGCAUUUAUGUCAGUCUCCUUAAUGAAUUAGAUGAGGCUGUGCAGUUCUCAAACAUCACAUAUGAAGCAACCAUCAUAGAGAACAUCCCCUUGGGUUCUGAAGUGCUACGAGUCCAGGCCCGCUCCAUUGACAACCUUAACCAGAUCACAUACAAGUUUGACCCCAAUACUAAUCCUCAAGCUUUGUCUUUGUUCAAAAUAAAUGGAAUCACUGGUGUGAUUACAAUCAGAGGACAGGUGGAUCGAGAGAAGGGAGAGGUUUACACCUUAACUGUUGUGGCAGAUGACGGAAGCCCGAAGCUCGACUCAACUGUGAAGGUUACUAUCACCAUAUUGGAUGAGAAUGACAACAGCCCACAGUUUGACAUUACUUCGGACUCUUCUGUGAGUGUAACAGAGGACAGCCCUGUUGGACGUCGAAUCGCUCUGGUUUUAGCCAGAGAUCCUGAUGCAGGAAAGAACGGGCAGGUUGUUUUUUCUCUAAUAUCGGGAAAUAUAGGCAGGGCUUUUGAAAUUCGUACAACCAACAGCACCUAUGGAGAAGUGUUUGUGGCAAGACUAUUGGACCGGGAACUAAUAGAACGCUACACAUUACAGAUUCAAGCAGCAGACCGAGGUGUCCCAGCUCACAGGAAAGAGCACACCUUAAGAGUCAAUGUCCUGGAUGUUAAUGAUAAUCCUCCAGUCAUUAUCAACCAACAUGGAUACAAUGUUAGCAUCAACGAGAAUGUGGGUGGAGGGACUGCUGUGGCUCAGGUACGAGCAACUGACAGGGACAGUGGCCUCAACAGUGUCCUCUCCUACUACAUCAUCCAUGGCAAUGAAGAACUGACCUUCCGCAUGGAUAGAGUGACUGGAGAAAUUGCCACCCGCCCUUCCCCUCCAGACCGUGAACGACAACAGUUCUAUCAGCUGGUGGUCACUGUGGAGGACGAAGGCAACCCAGCUCUCUCGGCUACAACGACAGUCUAUGUCACCAUCCUGGAUGAGAAUGAUAAUCCUCCAGUAUUCCAGCAGCAGCCGUAUGAAGUCACUUUGGAUGAAGGUCCAGGCACACGGAAUGCUGUUCUUAUCACCAUCAGUGCUGUAGAUCAUGAUGAAGGCUCAAAUGGGACCAUUACCUAUGCCAUCACAGAGGGGAACAUCAUGAGCACCUUUCACAUAAACAGCACUACGGGACAAAUACGUACAAUGAAGGAAUUGGACUAUGAAAUCAGUCACGGGCGCUAUACGCUAAUAAUCACUGCCACAGAUCAGUGUCCAAUUCCGUCACGCCGUCUCACAUCCACUACAAUGGUGUUGAUAAAUUUGAAUGAUAUCAAUGACAAUCAACCAACGUUCCCUCGUUCUUAUGAAGGGCCCUUUGAUAUCACAGAAGGACAACCAGGUCCAAGAGUGUGGACUUUCCUAGCUCAUGAUGGGGACUCAGGACCCAGUGGACAAGUUGAGUACAGCAUUAUAGCUGGAGAUCCUCUUGGAGAAUUUGUGAUCUCACCUGUGGAAGGGGAGCUACGUGUGAGGAAGGAUGCUGAACUUGACCGAGAGAACAUUGCUUUUUAUAAUCUCACCAUUGCGGCUAAGGACAGAGGGGUGCCUUCUCUCAGCUCUGCUGUCAUGGUGGGACUGAAUGUUUUGGACAUUAAUGAUAAUGACCCUGUCCUCCUGAAUCUACCAAUGAAUCUCACCAUCAGUGAAGUUGCUCCCAUCUCCAGCUUCAUCACCCGCAUCCUUGCCAGGGAUGCGGAUAGUGGCAGGAAUGCGCUUUUAACAUUUAGCAUCACAGCAGGGAAUAGAGACAAUGCUUUUUACAUCAAUAGUACAACUGGCAUUGUGUAUGUAAAUCGCCCAUUGGACAGAGAGCGGGUGUCAGAAUAUAGGCUGACAAUAACAGUGAAGGACAAUCCAGAAAACACACGCAAUGCAAGAAGGGAUUUUGACUUACUGGUGAUUACAGUAGCAGAUGAAAAUGAUAAUCACCCUCUCUUCACUCAGAGUUCCUACCAGGCUGAGGUGCUAGAAAAUUCUCCUCCAGGAACUCCCAUCACUGUCCUUAAUGGACCAGUCCUAGCUUUGGACAAUGACAAGGAUAUCAAUGCAGUGUUGACAUAUCAACUGCUUGGAAAAGAAAAGAACCUCUUUACCAUCAACAACAGAACAGGUGUCAUUUCGGUGAAGCCAGGGCACGUGAUAGACAGAGAGGCUUUCUUGAAUCCUGUCUUGGAGUUUCUGGUUGUUGCAACUGACAUUGGCAAAUUGAACAGUACUGCUAACCUCACGGUGACCAUUCUGGAUGAUAAUGACAACAGGCCAACUUUUCACCCAGCAGUCUUGUCUGUUCGGAUACUAGAAAACAGCCCUGCAGGUUUUUCUGUGCUUCAGGUAAUUGCAACUGACAUGGAUAGUGGCCCCAAUCAGCAGCUGAGUUACCGGAUAGAAAGCGGAGCUCAAGAUAAGUUCUUGAUCCAUGCUACUACUGGGGUCAUCAGCGUGGCCAACAUAACUAUAGACCGAGAAGAAAAGGACAGCUACCGCUUGACAGUGGCUGCUACAGAUCAAGGCACACCACCUCUCUCUGGCACUGCCACUGUGAGCGUCCAGAUUGAUGACAUCAAUGAUUCUCAGCCAGAGUUUCUCAAUCCCAUCCAGACCAUCAGUGUCCCCGAAUCAGCUACGAUAGGCACAGUUAUAGCUGAUGUGACAGCAAUGGACAAAGAUCUCAAUCCCCGGCUGGAAUACUACAUCAUUGAAAUCCUGGCCAAAGAUGAUACUGAUGCUCUUGUGCCAGACCAGCAAGGAGUUUUUUCAGUGGACUUUCGAACAGGAGCUGUGAAAGUGAAGUCUACUCUAAACAGGGAACUGGUAGCCUCUUACGAUGUCACAAUCUCUGUCUAUGAUAAUGCCAGUGAUGUGCUUGACCGCUCAGUUAGUGUGCCAAAUGCCAAACUGACAGUAAAUGUUUUGGAUGUCAAUGAUAAUGCUCCUUGGUUCCGCCCUUUUGGGGCAAAAUUUUUCACAGAGAGGAUACUAGAAGGAGCCACUCCAGGGACUACCUUAAUAUCCUUGUCAGCUGUAGAUCCAGACAAAGGUGCUAAUGGGCAGAUCACCUAUCAGUUACUCAACCUCUCACAUGAGGGAUACGUCCAGCUUGAAGACUUCUCAGCAGGAAAGGUAAUUUCAAACCGAACAGUUGACUAUGAAGAGGUCCAUUGGCUGAAUUUUACUGUGCGGGCCUCAGACAAUGGGACUCCACGGAGAUCAGCUGAAAUACCAGUGUACCUAGAAAUUGUGGAUAUCAAUGACAACAAUCCCACAUUUAGCCAGCCAUCUUACCAGAAGCCUGUCUUUGAGGAUGUCCCCCUAGGGACCAUUAUUUUGAGGGUUCGAGCCACAGAUGCUGAUUCUGGACGCUUUGCUCAAAUCCAGUAUAGUUUGGGAGAUGGAGAGGGGAAGUUUGGGAUCAAUCCCAACACGGGAGAUAUCUACAUACUAUCAACAUUAGAUCGAGAAAAGAAGGAUCAUUAUACAUUAACUGCAGUAGCUAGAGACAAUCCAGGGGACAUUUCUAGUAAUCGCCGAGAGAAUUCUGUGCAGGUGUUAAUUACAGUUUUGGACAUCAAUGACUGCCGGCCCCAGUUUGCCAAAAAACAGUAUAGUACCAGUGUAUAUGAAAAUGAGCUAGCUGGGACCUCUGUAAUCACAAUGACUGCUGUUGACCUUGAUGAGGGAGACAAUGGAGUGGUGACCUUCAAUAUUGAAGGACCUGGAGUCGAGGCCUUCAAAAUUCAUAAAGAUUCAGGGCUUGUCACAACUCGCAGACGUCUACAGUCCUAUGAGAGAUUCAACCUAACAGUGGUAGCUACUGACAAAGGAAGGCCACCACUCUGGGGGACUACAAUGCUACGACUGGAGGUUAUUGAUAUCAAUGACAAUCGACCAUUAUUUGUCCGUCCUCCCAAUGGUACUAUUCUGCACAUUAAAGAG